AUGACUCCUGCUAGCGAGUCCAAGCCGCUAUUCAUAGCAACCAAGCUCCGGAUACCAACUGACGAAACAGCUGGAAGCCCAUGGAUGAACAGCACGAAAGCCGAUGUGAUGCCGUUGCACCGCGCACAACACCCCGCCGUGGGCAUCAUGCAGCGGAAAUGGCACUCCAUCAAGUUGAAAUGUUUACAUCACGUCGACUUCACCGACCCCCUGUAUCCUUUCGCCGAAGGGGCCGCCCACGUGAAGGCCGAGAGUGGCAUCGAAUGUCAGUGGGUGGGCGAUCUUCCGGAGUAUGCGGGGCAUUGCAAGAUUUGCCCCGUUGCGAACGCGCUCAGAGGAGCCCAUGCUGCGCCUCCGCCCAUCAGCAAUGGCAAUGGCUACCAUGAGGAAAGUGGUGGCAGCAGCCCCUUCGAUGAGGACGAUAUUUGCGUGGCGAAGUAUGACUUCGAUGGUGGGCAGAAUCCUAAGUUGCUGCGUCUUUCGGCCAACGACAUGGUCAAGAUCUAUCGAACUGUGCCCAGCGGCUGGGCGGGCGGCAUCUUACUUGAUAAGACCAUGGAGGAAGUGGGGCUUCCUGGAUGGUUUCCCAUGAAGUAUGUGGAGCUAUACAAGGACGGGGAGAACAUCGCUUGA
Cladocopium goreaui is the source of this 633-nucleotide messenger RNA. NCBI's taxonomy places the organism in Eukaryota, Dinophyceae, Suessiales, Symbiodiniaceae. The record is from the annotation of a GenBank genome assembly.